GCGAAGUCGGGACAUGCCGAAUGUGUUUGCUAAUCAACAUCAGCCAGCCAGUCUCUUAUUGUCAACAGGCGAAACGGUCAUGAUUUGACCAUCAGGUGCUGUUUUCCUUAAGUUAUCCAUUCUCAAGGGAAACGCCGUGGUUUUACCCAUGUUCCGGCCCCGGUUCCGAGCCUCCCUCCCAUUGCCUGGCAAGUCCGACAAGUGGGGACCGGCAUUACCUCACCCGGCCUCACCAGGCUCGCGCAACAUGCAACACGCCCCAGUUGUCUUCCCCGGGCCUUAUCCCCUUGCCGUUCCGGCGCCGGUAAUCCUCAACCCCGGUGCUUCAACCCUAUGGGGACUUGCCCCCAAGCUUGCCCUGUACUGUCUGAAGCAAGCCUGCUCGGUGACCCCCGAUUACCCACUGAAUCCUGGGCCUCCGACGUAAAGCCAGCCAGAGCUAGCUUCAGACGCAGUUUGACGUGAAAACUAGGAUCCUUCUGAUGGGGACUGGACAGGGCAUCGCGUCG
This is a messenger RNA of Neurospora crassa OR74A, 509 nucleotides long. RefSeq lists its product as hypothetical. The coding region runs from base 149 to 427 and encodes 92 amino acids. Lineage: Eukaryota; Fungi; Ascomycota; Sordariomycetes; Sordariales; Sordariaceae. The transcript has a single exon. The record is from RefSeq and is a predicted model, not a curated record.